AUGUCACUGGAGGCCAUCAAGUUUGACGAGAAGCGCGCAACGCUGCGCAUAUUGAACCAGCUGCUGGUUCCGUACGAGACGCAGUACCUGGCGGUGGAUGCCAUUGCGCCGGUGGAGGGAAUCGACCUGUUUUCCGGCUACACUGCCAUCAAGGGCAUGUACACGAGAGGAGCACCAGCGAUCAUGUUGGUGGGGUGUUUUUCGGUAGUUGUGGAGCUGAACCGGGUUUUGAACGAGAACGAGACGCGGUUCGGUUACGACGUGGCCGACUUGGCCCGGUUCAAGAGCCGGCUGCUCGACAGAAUCAGCGUCCUGAUCCAGUCCAGACCAACAGCCGUGAACCUGCUGAACGGGUGCAACGAGAUGCGACAGAUCAUCGACGCCAGCACGUCAACAACGUCGCUGUACACGGAUCUGCUCCAGUUCGCCGUCAAAUUGUACAAGGACGACCUGAAGUCGAACCAUGCCAUAGGAGCCAACGGAGUCGAGUAUAUCUACUCGGAGCUGGAGAAGGAAGGCUUCACGGGCGAGUUUUCCGUGAUGACCAUCUGCAACACCGGGUCGCUGGCCACGUCUGGCUACGGAACAGCCCUGGGGAUCAUCAGAGCGUUGCACCAGGAGGCCCAGCACAGGGCCACGAAGAUGGCCCAUGUGUACGCGUGCGAGACACGGCCGUACAACCAGGGCUCGCGGCUGACGGCGUACGAGCUGCAGUACGAGAAGAUCCCAUUCAGUCUCAUCACAGACAACAUGGUGUCGUUUUUGGUGGACUCUCUGGCCAAAAACAAGGCCAACCGGUCGUUGCCAAGCGCGGCACCAAUCAAGUUCAUCAUCGUGGGAGCAGACCGCAUCGUCAAGAACGGCGACCUGGCCAACAAGAUCGGCACGUUCCAGCUGUCGCUGAUUGCGUCGCUGUAUCCGUCGAUCAAAUUUAUCGGCGCGGCCCCAACCACGACGAUCGACUUCACCCGAUCCACAGGCGACGAGAUCGUGAUCGAACAGCGGCCAAAGAAAGAGCUCACGCAGAUCAUGGGCGGCGUGGUGGGCCCGGACGGGGCGUUCGUCCACGGCAACAACGGCGUCCAGAUGCAAAAGAUCAGUAUGGCCCCCGUUGGAAUCGACGUCUGGAACCCGUCGUUCGACGUCACGCCGCACGACAAAAUCGACGCCAUCGUCACAGAGAAGAAGUUCUUCACAAAGACAAACGGCAGCUACACUUUCGAAUAA
Molecule: messenger RNA, 1227 nt
Organism: Ogataea philodendri
Lineage: Eukaryota; Fungi; Ascomycota; Pichiomycetes; Pichiales; Pichiaceae
Exons: 1
Coding region: 1-1227 (408 amino acids)
Molecular function (GO): S-methyl-5-thioribose-1-phosphate isomerase activity
Source: RefSeq, a predicted model, not a curated record